Molecule: messenger RNA, 5035 nt
Organism: Salarias fasciatus (jewelled blenny)
Lineage: Eukaryota; Metazoa; Chordata; Actinopteri; Blenniiformes; Blenniidae
Gene: adamts6
Product: ADAM metallopeptidase with thrombospondin type 1 motif, 6
Exons: 25
Coding region: 413-3802 (1129 amino acids)
Biological process (GO): proteolysis; extracellular matrix organization
Cellular component (GO): extracellular matrix
Molecular function (GO): metalloendopeptidase activity
Source: RefSeq, a predicted model, not a curated record
UGUGCGGAACUUGAGAGCUGCAGAAGCCUUUUGUCCUGUGCUCUCCCCUGCACACUCGGACCGGAGCUGACAAUGAAGAUGAGCAUGGAAUGCACAUGGAUUGGUCAAGACAAGUUUCCAAUAUAGAGCUUCCGGUUUGGAGUUCCACCUGCAGACUGACAGUGUCUGAUGGAUUACAGUGUUUUCUGCGAGCUGCUGACAUGAGUUCAGAGGCCACUGAGAUGUGGAAGCGCUCGCCUUCAGGAGAAAUCUGAGACCCGGGUGAGCCUUCAAGUCCUGCAAGGAGAGCAUCUCGGCAAAGGAGACGGGACCACGGACCUGUUAUGGUGUGGCACGGUGAUACCGACUGUGUGCUUAUGACCCGCUUGUAGCGCCCUCUGCCCCUACCCCAUGUCACAGCUUUUCCUGAAUUAUGGAAAUUUUGUGGAAGACGCUGACUUGGACACUGAGCCUGGUGGUUAUGGCCGCUUCCGAAUUUCAGAGCGUCAACAGACUUUCACACAACUCUCAAGAGGAGUUCCUGUCCUACCUGCAGCACUACCAACUGACUGUUCCUGUACGGGUGGAUGAAAACGGCGAGUUCCUGAGCUACACUGUGAAGCACCACCGGCCGGGCCGACGGAGACGGGGGGCCGGGGACCCCGUGGUGGGACCGCAGCCCGCGUCCGACCCUCCGGAUCCCACGGACACCCGUCUGUUCUACAGACUGUCGGCCUAUGGGAAGCACUUUCACUUGAACCUGACUCUAAGCCCCCACCUGGUGUCGAAGCAUUUCACAGUGGAGUACUGGGGCAAGGAAGGGCUGGAGUGGAGACAUGACGGAGUAGAUAAUUGCCACUAUGUUGGAUUCUUGCAAAAUCAGCACAGCACGACCCGAGUGGCACUCAGCAACUGCAAGGGCCUGCACGGCGUUAUAACAACAGAAGAAGAACAGUAUUUAAUAGAGCCUUUAAAGAACAUAUCCUCCACCAUCUCCAGCGAAUGGAGCCGGGAAGAAGCACAGCAACAUGUUAUUUAUAAAGUGUCUGCCAUUCCCUCGCCACAAGAGCAUAGCCAGGAGUUCAGCUGUGGCAUUUCAGACCUCAUUAAAACCAGUUCACCUUGCCAGUUUAGCACACCUUCGUCCCCCGCUCCUGAAAACGAUAACAAACGGUCAAAUGCCACACGCAGGCAGAAGCGGUCCAUCAGCACCGAGCGCUUCGUGGAGACGCUCGUGGUCGCUGAUAAAAUGAUGGUGGGCUACCACGGACGCAAAGACAUCGAGCACUACAUCCUUUCCGUGAUGAACAUUGUUGCCAAACUUUACCGUGAUGCCAGUCUAGGAAAUGUUGUGAACAUUAUAGUGACCCGACUGAUCGUUCUGACUGAAGAUCAGCCAAACCUGGAAAUCAAUCAUCAUGCUGACAAGUCUCUGGACAGCUUCUGUAAGUGGCAGAAGUCCAUCCUGUCUCAUCACGGCGAUGGAAACAGUAUUCCAGAGAAUGGGAUGGCUCAUCACGACAACGCCGUCCUCAUCACGCGGUAUGACAUCUGCACCUACAAGAACAAACCCUGCGGUACCUUAGGCUUGGCCUCCGUGGCUGGAAUGUGCGAGCCGGAGAGAAGCUGCAGCAUCAAUGAAGACAUCGGCCUCGGUUCUGCAUUCACCAUCGCGCAUGAAAUCGGCCACAAUUUUGGGAUGAACCACGAUGGGAUCGGGAAUUCCUGUGGCACCAAGGGCCACGAGACAGCCAAGCUGAUGGCCGCCCACAUAACAGCCAACACCAACCCUUUUUCCUGGUCCGCCUGCAGCAAGGACUACAUCACCAGCUUUCUGGACUCAGGUCGGGGGACGUGUCUGGACAAUGAACCUCUGAAACGAGACUUCCUGUACCCAACAGUCGCCCCGGGGCAGGUGUACGAUGCCGAUGAGCAGUGUCGCUUCCAGUACGGAGCCUCCUCACGCCAGUGCAAGUAUGGGGAAGUGUGUAGAGAGCUCUGGUGCCUUAGCAAAAGCAACCGCUGUGUAACUAACAGUAUCCCAGCUGCAGAGGGGACUCUGUGUCAGACUGGCAGCAUCGAGAAGGGGUGGUGUUACCAGGGGGAGUGCGUGGCGUUUGGUACCUGGCCUCAGAGCGUGGACGGAGGCUGGGGGCCGUGGUCCCUGUGGGGGGAGUGCAGCAGAACCUGUGGGGGCGGUGUGUCCUCCUCCAUGAGGCACUGUGACAGCCCAGCUCCAUCUGGAGGAGGCAAGUACUGUCUUGGAGAGAGGAAGCGAUACAGAUCAUGUAACACUGAUGCCUGUCCUGCAGGAUCUCGUGAUUUCCGAGAGAAGCAGUGUGCGGAUUUUGAUAACAUGCCAUUUCGUGGAAAGUACUACAACUGGAAGCCUUAUACUGGUGGUGGUGUGAAGCCCUGUGCACUGAACUGCCUGGCGGAGGGAUACAACUUCUACACGGAGCGCUCUCCUGCAGUCAUCGAUGGCACCCGAUGUCAGGCCGACUCUCUGGACAUCUGCAUCAAUGGAGAAUGUAAGCACGUAGGCUGUGACAACAUCUUGGGCUCCGACGCGAAAGAAGACCGAUGCCGGGUCUGUGGAGGCGACGGCAGCACCUGCGAGGCCACGGAGGGGCUCUUCAAUGACUCUUUAUCCAGAGGAGGAUACAUGGAGGUGGUUCACAUCCCAAAAGGAUCGGUUCACAUUGAGAUCAGAGAAAUUGCCAUAUCAAAGAAUUACAUCGCUUUGAAAUCCGAGGGCGACGAUUAUUACAUCAACGGAGCGUGGACCAUCGACUGGCCCAGGAAGUUCGACAUCGCCGGGACGGCCUUCCACUACAGGAGACCCACGGAUGAGCCGGAGUCCCUGGAAGCGCUGGGGGCCACCACUGAAAAUCUAGUUGUGAUGGUCCUCCUUCAGGAGCAAAACUUGGGAAUACGCUACAAGUUCAACGUGCCGAUACAGCGCACAGGGAGUGGCGACAAUGAGGUGGGCUUUUCCUGGCAUCACCUGCCCUGGUCUGAAUGCUCUGCUACCUGUGCUGGAGGUUCUCAGAAGCAGGAGGUGGUGUGCAAAAGGCUGGACGACAACUCGGUGGUGCAGAACAGCUACUGCGACCCAGACAGCAAAACACCGGAGAACCAGAGAGACUGCAACACGGAGCCAUGUCCUCCAGAGUGGUUUAUUGGUGACUGGUCUGAAUGUGGGAAGACGUGUGACGGCGGGAUAAGGACAAGGACGGUCCUUUGUAUCAGGAAGAUCGGCCCAGCCGAGGAGGAGACGCUGGAGGAUUCUCACUGUCUGACUCACCGACCGAUUGAGAGAGAGUCCUGCAACAAUCAGUCCUGCCCGCCCAAGUGGGUCACUCUGGAUUGGUCCGAGUGCAUACCUAAAUGUGGCCCUGGCCUCAAGCACCGCACUGUCCUGUGCAAGAGCAGCGAUUUGACCAAGACCUUCCCGCCCUCCCACUGCCCGAGCGACAACAAACCUCCGGUUCGAAUCCGCUGCAGCCUGGGCCGUUGUCCUCCCCCUCGCUGGAUCCCUGGUGAAUGGGGACAGUGUUCGGCACAGUGCGGCCUCGGCCAGCAGAUGAGGACGGUGCAGUGUCUGUCCUACACGGGGCAGCCGUCGCACGACUGCCCGGAGUCCCUCCGACCGGCUUCCAUGCAGCAGUGCGAGAGCAAGUGCGACGCCACCCCGAUCUCCAACGCUGACGAAUGCAAAGAUGUAAAUAAAGUGGCUUACUGUCCGCUGGUGCUGAAGUUCAAGUUCUGCAGCCGAGCCUACUUCAGACAGAUGUGCUGCAAGACAUGCCAAGGCCACUGACCCGCCGAGCAUCAGAGAAACGCCGAAUCCAGGCAAGAAGGAUGGAGGGGGACGGCACUGAGAGGGUGAGACCAAGAGGACAAGGGAGACUGAGACGACGAGGAAAAAAACCCCAGCUAUGGACCAGAGGAAGAAAGAAGCAUGAGGGGGGAAAAGAGAUGUAAGGAUUUCCCUGUUAUCAACCCCAAUAAUCCUCCUGCCCUCCAUCAAGGUGGAAUCCAAACCACUGCUCAGCCCGCGGCGCUGACACAAACUUUCUAUUUGUUUUAAAAUUUCACUUCUGUGAAGUGGAACUCGGAAGAUUAUUUGUUGGUGAUGUUAUUUUUAUUAUAAUAAUAAUUAUUGAUAUCAUUGUUAGUCUUCCUCCAUGUUUGUUGUUUUAUGAAUCCAAAGUGCUGGACACAUCGCUCAAAGAGGAUGUACCCCGGAGAUUCAGAAAAGGGCGACGGGAGCGUCGCACUCCCGUCUUUUAGAGGACGACCGCAGUGGUGCUAUUGGCAGGUAGACUUUCGGCUUCGGUGCACUUUUUUUCCAUGUAAAUACUUUUUUGCCAAUCCCCCAGCUCAAAUACGAGGCAGAAACCCCAUCAGUGUACUGUAUAUUUAUUGUACAAAUCCAAGCAGAGCUGAGAUAUUUGUCCUCUGAUCAUAUUUUUUUGUCCGAUAGUAGCCUACUGUCAUGGAAGGGAAUGUAAUGUGAUUGAAUUCAUAUUCACCGUCUCUGUGCUGGAAUGAAAAUAUUACAUACUGUAACAUACUUUAGACCCUUAUAUAACUGUAAGGAUUUAUAUAUUAUAUGCGAUGUUAACCCAGGACCAGAAAACACCGUGUGGCAGUGGGAGGGUUUUGUUUCUGUCCCCAGAUGGGUGCCUUAGUUGCUAAUAAGAGUCCAACAAAAGUUCAGCCAGCGUCUUCAGUCCAAGUGUAUCAUCAGACGGUGCCUGCGCCACAUGGAAAGCUGUUACCGAGCUGGCCUUUUCUUAACAUCCCGCUGUGGAGCUUUCAGUUCACUAUUGAAGGAUUUGUUUUGAAGGAGCAUUGAUGGUUCAUUGGAAUCACAGUCACUAUUUCUUACUCGCUACUCGAUGUAAUCAGGAGUUAGGUGGAAGUCACUCGUUUUUGUUUUAUCCUCUUCGAUAGUUACAGGAAGUGUUUAACAUUUGGGAAAUGGUCUUUACUCACUCAUUGUGGAAACAUUUAGAUGAAGGCCCGAGAGGUGGAAUAAGCACGAAAG